Molecule: messenger RNA, 399 nt
Organism: Staurois parvus
Lineage: Eukaryota; Metazoa; Chordata; Amphibia; Anura; Ranidae
Source: the annotation of a GenBank genome assembly
UGCCACUUUCAGGUCUCCUCACACUGCUGGUGGGUUCCAUUUUGUCAUAGGGUGCUGGCAGAUUACGGGCCUCCCAUUGCUGCUGCCAGGCCCGUAAUCUGCCAUGGGCCCCUGUACCGCCUCCUCAUGCUGCUGCCAGGUCCAGAGUGUCUCAUGGGUCCCUGUACGGCCUCCCAUUGCUGCUGUCUCCAUCGCCACACUCUGCCAUGUGCCACUUUCAGGUCUCCUCACACUGCUGGUGGGUUCCAUUUUGUCAUAGGGUGCUGUAUGGCCUCCCAUUGCUGCUGCCUCCACCGCCACACUGUGGCUCCACACUCUGGUUUUGGCCCCGUGACUGCCCAAAUGAGUGAAGUGUGCGGUGAUUCUAAGAUCGACGGCACUCAUCUGCAUGUCAUACUG